AUGGAUGUCAUUGGGCUGAUUGAGCCGAAAUCUUCGAACAGACAUCGAUUCAUCUUGGUCGCAAUUGAUUACUUCACCAAAUGGGUGAAAGCAGUCACCAAGAAAGCGGUGGUAGAUCUUUUUCAUUCUAACAUCAUCUGUCCUUUUGAUACCCCUAAGACCAUCAUCACUGACAAUACAACCAAUCUAAAUAGUCAUUUGAUGAAGGAGGUGUGUGAGCAAUUCAAAAUUGUGUAUCGCAAUUCUACCCCUUACCGGCCAAAAGCCAAUGGAGCCGUUGAAGCUGCAAACAAGAACAUCAAAAAGAUUCUUAGGAAAAUGGUUCACGGCACCAGAAAAUGGAAUGAGAAGCUGCCUUUCGCACUCUUGGGAUACCGCACAACUGUUCGCACUUCAGUUGGCGCAACUCCUUACUUGUUAGUGUACGAGACUGAAGCAGUAAUACCGGCUGAAGUCGAAAUUCCCUCUCUUCGUAUUAUUACGGAAGCCAAUAUAGAGGAUACUGAAUGGAUCAAAACCCGAUUAGAGCAGUUGACGUUAAUCGAUGAAAAGCGGUUGGCGGUUUCCCUGCAAAGCUCGAACUUGAUGUGCAAAAAUAAAGCUCCAACUCUCAUCAGAGAGAAGAAGGGCGUUUAA
This is a messenger RNA of Lycium barbarum (goji berry), 636 nucleotides long. RefSeq lists its product as uncharacterized. Gene Ontology annotation, molecular function: nucleic acid binding. Gene Ontology annotation, biological process: DNA integration. The transcript is spliced from 2 exons. Bases 1 to 636 code for a protein of 211 amino acids. The record is from RefSeq and is a predicted model, not a curated record. NCBI's taxonomy places the organism in Eukaryota, Viridiplantae, Streptophyta, Magnoliopsida, Solanales, Solanaceae.